CUGGAGGCGGGGUGGCGCGGGCCAGAGCAGGACGGCCGCCAUCUUGCGCGAGCCGGAAUCCUGUCCCGCUUCUGCGGCCUAGAGUGCGCGCGAGUCGGUGGCUUUCCCUUGCGGCGGCCCAGCGUAGCCGCGGCCCAGCUGGAUCCUGAGCCUGUCGCCUCUCUGCCCCAGACCGGAGUCCGGCCCUCACGCCCUCGUCUCGGCCAGGUCCGGCCUCCCCGCGGGGUCACGCGGCUGCCCCGGGGACGAUGAACGGAGGAUAAAUGGUGCCCAAGGCAGACAGCGGUGCCUUCCUGCUGCUCUUCCUGCUGGUUCUCACUGUCACCGAGCCGCUGCGGCCAGAGCUUCGGUGCAACCCUGGGCAGUUUGCAUGUCACAGUGGUGCCAUCCAGUGCAUACCCCUCCCCUGGAAGUGUGACGGCUGGGGAACGUGUGAGGAUAACAGUGAUGAAGCCGACUGUCCGGAAGUGACUGGAGAGGCCCGUUCUUAUGGAAAGGAAACUGUGGACCUGCGGCUGGGGCGGACCAAAGGAGGUGACCCCACACACUUCCACACCGUGAAUGUGGCUCAGCCUGUUCGCUUCAGCAGCUUCCUAGGGAAAUGCCCGACUGGGUGGCACCACUAUGAAGGCACAGCCAGCUGCUACCGGGUCUACCUCAGUGGCGAGAACUACUGGGAUGCUGCGCAGACCUGCCAGCGUGUGAAUGGCUCACUUGCCACCUUCUCCACUGACCAGGAGCUGCGCUUUGUCCUAGCUCAGGAAUGGGACCAGCCAGAGCGGAGCUUCGGCUGGAAAGACCAGCGCAAGCUCUGGGUUGGCUACCAGUAUGUGAUCACUGGCCGGAACCACUCCUUAGAAGGUCAAUGGGAAGUAGCAUUCAAAGGAUCUCCAGAGGUGUUCCUGCCCCCAGAUCCCAUCUUCGCCUCCGCCAUGUCUGAGAGUGACAAUGUAUUCUGCGCCCAGCUCCAGUGUUUCCACUUCCCUACCCUGAGGCACCACGACCUCCACAGCUGGCAUGCUGAGAGCUGCUCUGAGAAGUCUUCCUUUCUGUGUAAAAGAAGUCAGACAUGUGUUGAUAUCAAAGACAAUGUGGUGGAUGAAGGCUUCUACUUCACCCCCAAGGGAGACGACCCGUGCCUGAGCUGUACCUGCCAUCGAGGGGAGCCUGAGAUGUGUGUGGCUGCUCUGUGUGAGCGGCCCCAAGGGUGCCAGCAGUACCGCAAGGACCCCAAGGAGUGCUGCAAGUUCAUGUGUCUGGACCCAGAUGGCAGCAGCCUGUUUGACUCCAUGGCGAGCGGGAUGCGCCUGGUCGUCAGCUGUAUCUCCUCCUUCCUCAUCCUCUCGCUGCUGCUUUUCAUGGUCCACCGGCUGCGCCAGCGGCGCCGAGAGCGCAUCGAAUCCCUGAUUGGAGCAAACUUGCACCAUUUCAACCUUGGUCGGAGGAUCCCUGGCUUUGACUAUGGCCCAGAUGGGUUUGGCACCGGCCUCACUCCACUACAUCUUUCUGACGACGGGGAAGGUGGGACUUUCCACUUCCACGACCCUCCACCUCCUUACACAGCUUACAAGUACCCAGACAUGGACCAGCCGGAUGAUCCACCACCGCCCUAUGAGGCUUCCAUCAACCCAGACAGUGUGUUCUACGACCCUGCAGAUGACGAUGCCUUUGAGCCCGUGGAGGCCAGCCUGCCAACCGCAAGGGAUGGUGGCAUUGAAGGUGCAUUGCCCAGGCACUUGGAUCAGCCGCUGCCCCCUGCAGAGAGCUCCUUGGCAGAUCUGGAAGACUCUACAGACAGUAGCAGUGCCCUGCUUGUACCUCCUGAUCCUGGCCAGAGUGGGAGCACCCCGGCUACAGAAGCACCGCCAGGGGGUGGUCGCCUUCCCCGUGGCUCCCUCAAUACUGUGGUUUAGGUGGCUCAGCUCACGGCCCCAGUGGGCUAGGAGUAUCUGUUUCCUGUUCUGAAGACACCUAUCCCAGUGGGAAACUUUAAAGGGUCCUGUCGUAGCCUGGACCUACUCCACUGCCACAUCCUACCAGCAGCGGAUGUGUACAUAGAAACUGAAGCCAGGCACUGAGAGAGGAGUCAGUGCCCUGUGCCAUCCUUACCUGAGGGCUGUUAGUCUCUUUUUUAAAUGGUAGAAUGACACAGGUGUUGAAACCACACAUUUCCAAAAGAACAGAGGCAGCGGGCUACACUCACCAAAUACAUCUUUGGAUGGGCUUGCUUACUGCGCUGUCUCGCCCACAGAAGCCAGUCUUCCCCAGUGUAGACAGUAGGGCUAGCGCUGGUGGCUGCUUAGAGGCAGCAGAGCGUCUGUGGACUGCUCCCAGGGAAGGCAUUCACAGCUGCUGCACUGGCUCUCUGGGGCAUCCUGUCCGGGCUCAAUUGCGAAUAUCAAGGUGCCGAUACCUGGGAGGAAAUUUAACUUGCCACCCCGUUUCUAGCUUUGCUUUGAGGCCAGCACGGUGCCAGGAGGCCCCUACUCAUUCCUAGCACUCUCCAUGGCAUAGCUCUGCAUGGCUCCCCAGGAGUAGACGAGGCCCCUGUGGAGGGUUGGUGCUGGCUUUUCUCUGCCACACUCUGGAUCCCUGUGCUCUGCUUGCUGGUGACCUGCCAGCUGCCUUCGCCUUGCCUGUGCCAUAAAAGGUUGUUUGGGAAGAGAAGGGCACAAGUGGACACCCUGUGUUGUGUCAUCUGAGUGCCCUUCGCCCAGGACCACUGCUGGAGCCCAGUGUCUGCCAGCCACGUACAUGCCUCCCAACCCUCCACAGCACAGGGCUUUUCUAGCCAAACAACCCUGUUGCCAGCUCCAGCUACAUGCAGUGGUCUUGUCUCCUGACACAGGCCUGUGGCAUUUCUAAGGUUUGGAGAUCAAGCAAGGUUCUGUGCAAUUUUUAGCACAAUCGUGUCUUUUCUAUGUUGGAUGUCUGGGUUUUUCUGUAUCUAUGUGUGUCUUCAUGUGGCCAAAUGUUUGCAGGUGAUGGUGGUUCACAGGAGCUCAGGGUUGGGGAGGAGGGGGUCCACCACAGCCAUUUGCCCUUGGUCUGCUCUUAAACCACUGUGUCUGAGCUUCUUCGUAGACAUCUGUCUGCGAGGUCAGCGGCGCUGCGACUCCUUUCCAGAUAAGAGCAUGAGCGGGAGAAGCGACUGAGAGCUCCAGUUCUGCUGUGCUUGUUGCAAACCUGCACAGUUCUAGGCACAUCCUUACACUACUUGGAAACUUGUUUCCCCUUCCCACAGGCAACAUCUUCAGACCAGAUCCCCGGGGCUGCCUGGAGGUCAAUGGACAGUGUCCCAAGUCUGAGCCCACAGACCAGCUGUGCAGACAUCCUUCUGCAGAGGGAUCUUGCCCCCUACACCCAUUGCUGAGAGCAGCAGGGAGCUCAUCAUGUCUCCAGCAAGUACUGAGAGCUGGGUGCUGGGCAGCCAUGCUUCAGAGCAACAGUGGGGAAUCACAUUGGUGCCAGGCCACCCAAAAGAGUCCUAAGAACCACACAGCAGUGCCUCAGAAGGCCAUAUGUACUGACUGAAACUUAUCUGGGGACCAAAUGGCUGUUGGGGUUGGACCUGAGUCUAGGAGGCAGAGUUGAGGAGGGUGACCUCAUGUGGACUGUUACUGCAGAGUGGACCCGUCAGGACUGCGGGGUCUGUCCAGCAUGCCUGCAGAGUGCAUGGAAGGCCUGUGUUUGGGGCUAUUCAGACUAUUGUUAUUCCAGUUCUGAGCACUGGGGUCUGCCAGCUCUUACUGGCAAAUAAUCCCAAGUCCAGGAUUUGUUGAGGUUUGUGUUUCCUUGCCCGUCACACAAGGCCCCAGAGAGACAGGCCAAGCUCCUAGGGAGGCCCCUUUCCCAGGACUGCCUUGCCACACUUCUGAGCCCUCUGACCUGCCUUGAAGUGGAAUUUGAUACUGUACAUUGUCUCAAUGCCUGUUUUUACAUACUCCUUUCACUAAAGGUUUUAGUUUGGGUGUAUUUUUGGUCGGGUUGGCAUUAAUCCUUUCUUAAGAUGCUGUGAGAACCAUUUCAUCCAAUGCCAAAUAAACUUGUGUUAUGGAAAA
Psammomys obesus (fat sand rat) is the source of this 4061-nucleotide messenger RNA. RefSeq names its product DiGeorge syndrome critical region gene 2 (gene Dgcr2). Gene Ontology annotation, molecular function: protein binding. NCBI's taxonomy places the organism in Eukaryota, Metazoa, Chordata, Mammalia, Rodentia, Muridae. Gene Ontology annotation, cellular component: membrane. Bases 264 to 1913 code for a protein of 549 amino acids. The transcript has 10 exons. The record is from RefSeq and is a predicted model, not a curated record.